This is a messenger RNA of Aedes albopictus (Asian tiger mosquito), 2322 nucleotides long. Its product is annotated as protein disulfide-isomerase A3. Gene Ontology annotation, biological process: response to endoplasmic reticulum stress; protein folding. Gene Ontology annotation, molecular function: protein disulfide isomerase activity. Lineage: Eukaryota; Metazoa; Arthropoda; Insecta; Diptera; Culicidae. The record is from RefSeq and is a predicted model, not a curated record. Gene Ontology annotation, cellular component: endoplasmic reticulum. The coding region runs from base 268 to 1746 and encodes 492 amino acids. The transcript is spliced from 3 exons.
UCCGAAAAAUUGCUUGUCGUCGACCGUCCACCAUUUCGGUUCCCGUUCGUUUGUUCGUGUCUUGUUGGCCACGUCUACUCUACUCGGCCUGUGCCUGUCGUCCGUCGACGGGGUAUUUCUUUGCUGCAAUCACCAGACUAGCCUGCAUCAGGAGAAGAUUGGCUGAGAGUCGAGUCGCCGGGUGUGUUGGUCGCGAAAAUUUUUAACCGGAUUGAACGUCGGGUGUGGUACAUUUAGGAUAGGAGGAAGAACGUAAAGUAAGUUGCAAUGUUUUCCGUGAAAGUGAUCGCCACGGUCGCUUUGGUGGCCGUUUUGGGCCUGGAGACGGCGUUCGCCGGCGAAGCCGACGUCCUGGACCUGACCGAUAGCGAUUUCUCAACCCGGGUCGCUGAGACGGAAACCACACUGGUUAUGUUCUACGCUCCGUGGUGCGGUCACUGCAAAAAGCUGAAACCUGAAUAUGCCAAGGCAGCGGAAUUGCUACGUGGGGAAGACCCACCAAUUGCACUUGCCAAGGUUGAUUGUACCGAAGGAGGCAAGGACACCUGCGGCAAGUUCUCCGUGUCCGGCUAUCCCACGUUGAAGAUCUUCAAGAACGGAGAAGUCUCCCAGGAGUACAAUGGCCCGCGGGAAGCCAGCGGCAUUGCCAAGUACAUGAAAUCGAUCGUCGGACCGGCUUCCAAGGAUCUGCUGACGCUGGAGGCUUUCGAAGCUUUCCUGAAAGUGCAGGAAACCAGCGUCGUUGGUUUCUUCCAGAAAGAAUCGGACCUGAAGGGUGUCUUCCUGAAGUACGCCGACAGCCAGCGUGAGCGUCUGCGUUUCGGACACAGCACUGCCCAGGAUGUGCUGGACAAACAGGGCGAAACCGAUGCCAUCUACCUGUUCCGUGCCAAGCAGCUGGCGAACAAGUUCGAACCGGACUUUGUCAAGUUCGAGGGCAAGACCAAGGAUGAACUGAGCACUUUCGUCAAGGAGAACUUCCACGGAUUGGCCGGUGUGCGCACUCGCGAUACCCUGAACGAUUUCAAGAACCCAUUGGUUGUGGUUUACUACGCCGUCGACUACGUCAAGAACCCGAAGGGAACCAACUACUGGCGCAACCGAGUCCUCAAGGUGGCCAAGGAAUUUGUUGGACGUGUCAACUUUGCCGUCAGUGCCAAGGAUGACUUCCAGCAUGAACUGAACGAGUACGGCUAUGACUACGUCGGUGACAAACCCCUGGUGCUGGCCCGUGAUGCCAAGAACCAGAAGUUCAUCAUGAAGGACGAAUUCUCCGUUGAAAACCUGCAGGCCUUCGCCACCGAACUCGAAGAGGGAUCUCUGGAGCCUUACGUCAAGUCGGAACCCAUCCCCGAGAACAACGAUGCCCCAGUCAAGGUUGCCGUUGGCAAGAACUUCGAGGAAGUCGUCAUGAACAACGGAGUCGAUACGCUGAUCGAAUUCUACGCCCCGUGGUGCGGACACUGCAAGAAGCUGGCUCCGGCUUACGAUGAGCUGGCCGCCAAACUGAAGGACGAAGAGGUGGCCAUCGUAAAGAUGGAUGCCACCGCCAACGACGUUCCGCCGACGUUCGACGUCCGUGGUUUUCCGACGCUGUUCUGGCUGCCCAAGAACGCGAAGACCAGCCCGCAACGGUACGAGGGCGGUCGCGAAGCCGACGACUUCCUGCAGUACAUCGCCAAGCACGCCACUGAUGAGCUGAAGGGCUGGGACCGCAAGGGCAACGCCAAGAAAACCGAACUGUAAUCUCACGACUCUUUUAGAAGUGUGUAAAAUUCAACGGAAAAUCUUUUCCUGAGAACUUUCUGCAAAGGUAUACAUUUCCAUUCCAGUCGUGUCAACCAUCUCAUCUAUUUUUGCUGUUACUUUACACAAACGUUGCUAUAUUUUCCCACUCCCGAAUUUGAUGAUCUACUGUUCACGACUUCCAUUGAAAAAAAAAAAGAAACUUGAAAUCCGUUAGGUGUAUGAAGGUUGUGAAAACAACUCGCCACUGAAACAAACAAGCGAUGACGAAAACCAAAAUAUUCUACACGUUUUCGUCGAGGUUAGCGAAACAUUCAUUGUGCAUUUAUGUUUACAAAAACAAAACAAAAAAGAGUCAACCUAGCUACUCCGGAUGUUUGGAAUGGACGGAGUGCUAGGCAAAACGCUAGUGUUGAUGUAUCAACCCCACAAAGUUUCCUUUUUGAAUGAAUGUUGUAUGCGUUUAGAAUUUAGGGCAGGAAAGUGGCAAUUAAUUCUUUAUGUGGAUUAAUUUUUGUGGAGAUCUUACAAGAGAUGAAUAAAGAUUCUAAGUUUUUUUUAGAUUAAUGAAACGUA